AUGUGCUUCUGCCACGCCGCUCCAGUCGUGUUUUUGCCGUCCAUUUUCGUCUACUAUCGCAUAUGCGGGACAGCUGAGGAUCGCCAUGCUGGACACGACAUGUUGAGUGUACUGAGAAGACACUCCAUUAUUCCUUUACGACAGUUGACCCGUCUAUCCGCGUUUCUCGGUGUUUUCUACUUGUUGUGCGACUACUUCUGGUUUUCAGCGCUGCAAAACUUGACAGUGGCUGCUGGAGCUGCAAUCUUCAACAGCUCGCCACUGUUCGUGUAUUGCUUCUCCAUCUGCUUACUGCACGAACAAGUAUCAUGCAAGAAGCUGUUUGGCGUUCUGAUGGCUUUUACUGGAGUGACAAUAGAGAUACUUUACCAAGACAACGGAAAAAGUGGAGGUAUUGGAAGCCCAAGUGUCGUCGUGGGGCUGAUGAUGCUGACUUCGGUGAUCCUUAACGCGGGAUACAACGUGACCGUUGCGCUAACGGCAGGUGCCAACAUCAACGAUACGCCGACGCUUAUGAUCAUGAUGGGACUUAGUGGCAUCUUCACAUUUCCUGCGUGGUUGGUCGGUACAUUAUUCUUCGCCCACAGCCCGUUUCCUUCGUUGUACGAGCCAAUCGGCUACCCUUCCUCGAUCGAAGGAAACGUGAUGCUGGCAAUUGGAGUCGUCAUGUUCACGACCAACUUCAUCUUCUUGACGUUCGCUGUGUGCUGGACGUCGCCACUAGAGACCAGUGUCGGCUUUAUGCUCACAAUUCCGUUGGCAGGACUCAUCGAUACCUAUGUACGUCAUGCGCCGUUAACGUGGGAGUUCUUUUUCGGUGCAGCGUUGGUAAUGACAGGAUUUUGUAUCCUGGAAAUGACCUCACUGGACAAUUCGUCGAACGCCAAUAAGCACACCAAUGUCGAUGUGGACACCGAAUCAGCGUAA
This is a messenger RNA of Phytophthora infestans T30-4, 927 nucleotides long. RefSeq lists its product as uncharacterized. The transcript has 2 exons. The record is from RefSeq and is a predicted model, not a curated record. Bases 1 to 927 code for a protein of 308 amino acids. Lineage: Eukaryota; Oomycota; Peronosporomycetes; Peronosporales; Peronosporaceae. Gene Ontology annotation, cellular component: membrane.